Molecule: messenger RNA, 1416 nt
Organism: Drosophila busckii
Lineage: Eukaryota; Metazoa; Arthropoda; Insecta; Diptera; Drosophilidae
Exons: 2
Coding region: 75-1349 (424 amino acids)
Source: RefSeq, a predicted model, not a curated record
GCCUUUCCAGUAUUUCAUUAAACAGAUCAUUAGACUACUAACUAACUCCUUUAAAUUUCUAUAGAUUCACGGUUAUGUUUGGUUGCAUGGCUUACAAAUAUGUUACACAGCGCACAGCUUUAAAACCAUUUUUACGUUUCAGCAGUGUCUCACCAACUUUAUAUACCACCAAUAAUGGUGCUGACAAAGGAGGCGGAAGCCAGAAGCCGCCAGCCAACGAGAUGCACAAGUGUACGAAGGACAAUAAGAAAAACUUUGCCUGUGGUAUCAAUGCGGAGUAUAUGGAAUAUCUGUUUACCAAAUGGGUGCGCGAUCAUAAAUCUGUACAUGAGUCGUGGCAUGAGUACUUCAGCGAACUCUUACUGGGAGAGAAGCAUGUGAUAAAAAGUUCUAAGGCGAAUGCGAAUACCGAAUUGAAGCCUCAGGGCAUUGAGGCAAAGCCGAAUAAUGUUAAUUCCAACGUUAAAAGCAUUGAGUCUAUGUCAAAUAAUGAAAAUUCCAACGUAAAAGGCAUUGAGCACAAGUCCCUUGAGCCAAAUAAUGCUGAUUCUAACGUAAAAGGGAUUAAGCCCAAGGCGCCAAUAGAGAAGACAAUAGAAUCAAUAAAACCAGUUGCACCAAUAGAGAAAACAAUAGAAUCAAUAAGACCAGUUAAUAAAUUUGUAGGUCUCUCAUCCAAGAGAAAAAUGAGCUCGGAAAGUCCACAGUCAGAUGUUACCUCAUACUUAAAGAAAGCUAAAGACAAGUUAUUAAAUCCAAAUAGUAAUAAGAGCAGCAGCACAAAAAUAAACACUAUGACAGGCAUGGAGCAUAUGAGGAAACUACAACAGGAAAUGAGAGUUGUAAGAGAGAAAGAUAUAGACGGGAUUGCAGACACAGUUCAGGUUGACAAUAAAAAUAAAAUUGCUCAAGAUCAAAAUACGGAAAAACUAAAGGAACUAGUUUUAAACAAUGAUAAAGAGCUAAGUGCUAUGCCCAAAAUUAUCAAGGAGGAGACACAUCCGAAUAGCCAAGAAUCCGCCCAACUGCAGGCCGGCAGCGAUAUCCUUAAUCCACCAGAUAAUGAACAGGUGUCUUUGGGCACCAUAAUCUUAACACCCGUGAGCAAUGAAGUUACCAAACGAAUGCCAGGACAACCGCCAAGCGUAACAGAACUCAUAGGCAAGCUGGCUGAUGACGAAGCUCAACUAAUGAAGGAUAAUAACAAGAGCUCCAAUGCAAAGCUAAGCAAUGAACAACGUAUCAAGAAAGCUUUCAAGUUUAAUCUAUUAAGUAAAGAUCUCAAGAAGGAGAUAACAGCUGCUCUGGAACGUAUAGAGAAGCAAAAGUUGGCCAAGAACAAAAAGUAGUAAUCAAAUGUAACUAAAAUUUCAAGCUAACCAAAUUCUAAAAUGUAAAAUAGACUUGUAAACUCAG